GUAACAAAAUCAAUCACUCUCCAUGUUAAACACUCUUGACAUCAAUGAUGAAUAUUGUGAAGUUCUUGAUCAUCGCUAUCGUUGUGACCAUCUCGGUGGCUUUAUGUCCAACAUUUGUCCAAUCUCGAAAGACAAAAUGUGACUGGUUGGGUGGGAAUUGCAUCAAAGGUGGAGAAGAAGAGACCAUGAAGAUGAGUUCUGGUCUGGAUGUGAGCCGUAGGGUCUUGCAAGCGACACGAUAUAUAAACUACGAUGCAUUGAAGCACAACGUACCAGCUAAACAACAUGGUCAACAAGACCGACCGGAUAAUCCAUACCGGCGAGGUUGUACUCUCGCUACAGAAUGUUACCGGCUUACGCAUUAAACAACAUAAAUACACAUUUUUAUUUUUUUUGCAACACAAAAAAAAAAAACUGCUUCUCUUUCCCCCUUAAUAUUUACUUUUCUGUUAAUGUAUUUUGUAUUAUUACCUUGAAUUGGUAUCUUCAGUAAUAUUAAAUUUUUCUACUAUCUUCAGUAAGAUCUAAUUCACAUGGGUCAAAGAAAAAUUG
Molecule: messenger RNA, 552 nt
Organism: Brassica rapa (field mustard)
Lineage: Eukaryota; Viridiplantae; Streptophyta; Magnoliopsida; Brassicales; Brassicaceae
Product: protein RALF-like 18
Biological process (GO): calcium-mediated signaling
Cellular component (GO): plasmodesma
Source: RefSeq, a predicted model, not a curated record